AUGGCUUCAGCUUUCGAUACCAUCACUAUGGCCCCAACAGACCCGUUAUUUGGGCUGAUGGCGGCCUACAGAGCGGACACUUUCGAGAAGAAGGUCGACCUUGGGAUCGGUGCAUACCGAGACGACAACGCCAAACCAUGGGUUCUUCCUGUCGUCAAGAAGGCCGAAGAAAUAAUCCGCAACGACCCUGCCAAAAACCAUGAAUACUUGCCAAUCGCCGGUUUGGCCUCCUUGACUUCCGCUGCUGCUAAGCUGGUCUUUGGCAAUGACAGCCCUGCUAUCAAUGAGAAGAGAGUUGUCUCCUACCAAACAAUCUCCGGCACCGGUGCUGUUCAUCUCGGCGCUUUGUUCCUCGCAAAAUUCUUCCCCAGACCAGAGAACCAAUCUGUCUACCUCUCGAAACCAACCUGGGCCAACCAUCAUCAGAUCUUCCAGAACGUUGGUCUCCCAAUUGCAGAGUAUCCUUACUUUGCUAGGGAUACCUGUGGUCUGGAUUGGGAAGGCUUGACUGCCUCCCUUCAAAGUGCUACACCUGGGUCGAUAGUCUUGCUCCAUGCAUGUGCCCACAAUCCCACUGGUGUUGAUCCAACCCAGGAACAAUGGAAGGCUAUCGCGGAAAUCAUGAAGGCCAGGAACUUGUUCCCCUUCUUCGAUACUGCAUACCAGGGUUUCGCCUCCGGAGAUCUUUCAAAAGAUGCUUGGGCAAUCCAGUACUUCAUUGAACAAGGAUUUGAGCUCUGUGUCGCCCAAUCAUUUGCGAAGAACUUUGGUCUUUACGGUCAACGUGCUGGAUGUUUCCACUUCGUUGCUGCUCCGGGACCCCAUGCAGAAGAUCUAACUAAAAGAGUUGGUUCACAGCUCGCCAUCCUGACUCGUUCUGAGAUCAGUAACCCGCCAAUCUACGGAGCCAAGAUUGCAUCGACAAUUCUCAAUGAUGAACAAUUGUUCAAAGAAUGGGAGCAGGAUCUGUGCACAAUGAGCGGUAGAAUUAUCGCUAUGCGAAAAGCCCUCCGAGAUAAGCUGGUAGAGCUCGGAACUCCAGGAAACUGGGAUCACAUCACAAGCCAGAUUGGAAUGUUCUCCUUUACCGGCCUGUCAGAACCACAAGUGCUCAAGAUUAGAGAAGAGUUCCAUAUCUACAUGACCAAGAACGGCCGGAUAUCCAUGGCUGGCCUGAAUACCCACAAUGUCGAGUAUGUUGCGACGGCUAUCGACAAGGUCGUUCGCGAGAGUUCUUGA
Molecule: messenger RNA, 1239 nt
Organism: Orbilia oligospora ATCC 24927
Lineage: Eukaryota; Fungi; Ascomycota; Orbiliomycetes; Orbiliales; Orbiliaceae
Exons: 7
Coding region: 1-1239 (412 amino acids)
Biological process (GO): L-aspartate biosynthetic process
Cellular component (GO): cytosol
Molecular function (GO): pyridoxal phosphate binding; L-aspartate:2-oxoglutarate transaminase activity
Source: RefSeq, a predicted model, not a curated record